This is a messenger RNA of Megalops cyprinoides (Indo-Pacific tarpon), 1268 nucleotides long. Its product is annotated as relaxin-3 receptor 1-like. Gene Ontology annotation, cellular component: membrane. The record is from RefSeq and is a predicted model, not a curated record. The transcript has a single exon. Gene Ontology annotation, biological process: G protein-coupled receptor signaling pathway; immune response. Lineage: Eukaryota; Metazoa; Chordata; Actinopteri; Elopiformes; Megalopidae. Gene Ontology annotation, molecular function: G protein-coupled receptor activity. Bases 30 to 1268 code for a protein of 412 amino acids.
UUGUCAAAGAGAGGCCGUUUGUGCUGAAAAUGACCGAGGCCGACUACCAGAGACUGAAGCUGUUCAAUAUCACGCUUCACCGCUGCUUGGCCGACCCAGCCUGCAACCACACAGAGCUGGUCUACCACAACAUCACCAGCGUGCUGGACCUCAACAUCCCUGGGGACGGCUCCCCCGUACUGCGGGCCACCAUCGCUGUGAUCUACUUUGCCGUCUCCGUGGUCGGGUUGCUGGGCAACGCCAUUGUGAUAUACCUCCUCCACUCCAGCAGGGGCGCCGCCAAGAGCACGAUCAACUUCUUUGUCUUCAACCUGGCCUUCACCGACCUGCUGUUCUCCGCAGCCUUGCUGUUCUGGGCGGUGGACACGGCGCUGGACUUCAGCUGGCCCUUCGGGUGGGGCAUGUGCAAGGUGGUGUCCUUCCUGACGUCGCUGAACCUCUACGCCAGCGUCUUCUUCCUCACCGCCAUGAGCGUGACGCGGUACUACUCGGUGGCCACCGCGCUGAAGCCAGCCCGCCCCGCGGGGCUGCGGAUGUGCGCCGUGCGCUCGGUGACCGCCCUCAUCUGGUCGGGCGCCGUGCUGGCCGCCGCCCCCCGCGCCGCCUUCGCCAUCGUGGCGGACAUUGGGGAGGACCAGGCGUGCCUCCUUCGCUACCCCAGCGGAACCUUCUGGCUGGGCGUGCACCACCUGGUGCGGGUGGUGUUGGGCUUCCUGCUGCCGUACGCCAUCAUGCUGCUCUCCUACCUGCUGCUGCUCCGCUUCCUCUGCAAGCACAGCCCCAGCGGGGUCAACCUGCGCCGCCGCGCCCGCGUCUCCACCUCCGUCGCCGUGGUGGUCCUCACCUACUGCGUCUGCUGGUUCCCCAACAACCUCAUCACCUUCUGGGGGCUGCUGAUCCAGCUGGACGUCCUGGACUGGACCUCGGCCUACUACUUCGCCCACACGUAUGCUUUCCCCCUGGCCAGCUGCCUGGCCCAGACCAACGGCUGCCUGAACCCCAUCCUCUACUGCCUGAUCCGCAAGGAGUACCGCAAGGCCCUGGGGAGCCUCCUGCCGAGGACCAGCCUCUCCUUGCUGUCCAAGACCUGCCUGUCGGCCGUCGGCUACUACAACGUCAAGACCCGAGAGGACCAGGUGGCCGUCCCGCUCAACAACAUGGAAAGCCUGAGUGCACAGUCUUGCACGAAGAGGUCUGCCCUGCACUCCACCACGGUCAAUGCCACCCUCGGCCAAAAAACCUUCUCACCGGUUAAUGACCUGAACUGA